Paramacrobiotus metropolitanus is the source of this 2691-nucleotide messenger RNA. Its product is annotated as sodium/hydrogen exchanger 9-like. The record is from RefSeq and is a predicted model, not a curated record. Gene Ontology annotation, cellular component: membrane; recycling endosome. Gene Ontology annotation, molecular function: sodium:proton antiporter activity. NCBI's taxonomy places the organism in Eukaryota, Metazoa, Tardigrada, Eutardigrada, Parachela, Macrobiotidae. Gene Ontology annotation, biological process: regulation of pH; sodium ion transport; proton transmembrane transport.
CUGUGCCUGCCAGUCUUCAUUUUUCUGACGUGUUUGACUGUUAGCAAUAAAAAAUGUUAUUGUGGUGGUUAUCAUCGAUUACGUAGCCCUCGCUAUUUACAAAACACAUCACCAUCUUUUUUGAUUGAUCCGUUAUAAUGGCGGCGUCGAAAGGUGUCCCUAUCGAGAUCCGCACAGACGAACACGAGCUGGAAAGCCAUCGCGUAGACUCGCUGAACAUCCUCAUCUACCUGAUGCUGCUGGUGCUGACCGUGGUGACGGUGUGGAUCUUCAAGCAUCGUCGUUUUCCCUACAUCCACGAGACUGGUCUGGCUAUACUCUACGGACUCAUCGUCGGAGCUAUCAUCAAGUACGCCGGCUCCGCAACGGAAGUGACGCCCAUGUCCGUCCAACUGGUGACCCUCCCGGUCCUCCCCGCCCCGGCCAGCGUCCUCCCCCCAAACGCCUCCACCCCGCCCACCACCACCGCCCCCCUCGUCCAGGAGGCCGCUGCCCCGGAGACGGUGUACCUGGAUCUGCAGGUGAAGAAGAGCAACCCCGCUCGCUGGGAGAACCGCACCUUCGAGUACCAGUUGCGCGGCGAAGUGCACCGCGACGUCACCAAGGACCGGAUGCUGCAGCAGAAGGCCACGUUCGACCCGGAGAUCUUCUUUAAUAUUGUCCUGCCGCCCAUCAUCUUCUCGGCGGGGUAUAGUAUGAAGCGCCGGCAUUUCUUCCAGAAUUUCGGGGCGAUUUUCACCUUUGCGAUCUUCGGGACGAGUAUCUCCAUUUUCGUGGUGGCAGCGAUUACCUUCGCAUUCACGCGGCUGAUGCCGUCGAUGUCGUUCACUUUCAACGAUUGUUUGUUUUUCGGCUCGAUUAUUUCCUCCACCGAUCCCGUGACGAUCCUAGCUAUUUUUCACGACAUCCGCGUGGAUGUGACAUUGCACGCCAUCGUGUUCGGCGAGAGCGCCCUCAAUGACGCCGUGGCCAUCGUGUUCGCCAACUCCGUGCAGAACUACGCUAGUCAGUAUCAGGAAGGUGAAGACUUCCAGAUGGGGGCACUCUUCAAAGCCUUCGGGAAUUUUUUCGGGGUGUUUUUUGGAUCGUUCGCCACGGGCGCUGCUUUGGGUUGCGCCACGGCGUUAUUAACCAAAUUCACGCGUCUGGCCGAUUUCCCGCUGCUGGAAACGGCGCUCUUCGUCAUCAUGUCGUACAGCAGCUUUUUAAUCGCCGAGGCGGCCAACCUGACCGGCAUCGUGGCGGUGUUAUUCUGCGGCAUCUGCCAAGCCCACUACACCUACAACAAUCUAUCCAAAGUCUCGCAGGACCAUUCCAAGUUCUUCUUCGAACUGCUGAGCUUCCUGGCGGAGAACUUCAUCUUCUGCUACAUCGGCGUGUCCAUGUUCACCUUCCCCUACCACUGGUUCUCCGUGACCUUUAUCCUGGUGGCCUUCCUGGCGGUGAUUUUAGGAAGAGUGUGCAAUAUUUAUCCGCUCUCGGCGCUGCUGAAUCUCGGCCGGAAACGCAAGAUCCCGCUGAAUUUCCAGCAUAUGAUCUUCUUUAGUGGACUGCGCGGGGCCAUGUCGUUCGCGUUGGCCAUUCGCAACACAGUGACACCAGCCCGGCAGGCCACUCUGACCGCCACAUCCAUCAUUGUCAUUGUCACGGUAACCGCCGCCGGCGCGACCGCCCCGCGUCUCGUCAACUUCCUGCGCAUUCCCUCGCGCGUCGCCGACGACUCCGAGCGGCGUCUCUCCACCACCCCCUCCCGCCUCAAAGACGGCGCCGAGGACUCCACCGACUCGCAAGCCUACGGCAGCCUCCCGGGGCGGUCGUCCACCCACCGCGAGAAAACGUUGGCCGCGCGUGUCUGGCGCUCCUUCGACGACCGCUACGUCAAACCCUUGUUAACCCACUCGCGACCGACCCUAAUGGACACCUGCCCCGACUGCUGCAGUCCGUUGACGCGCCUGCUGACGUCAUCGCGGCAGUUCGGGCAGGAACGGUGGCGGACGACGGUGGACGAGGAGGAGAUGCUGGAGGAGGAGGACGGCGGGACGCCGCUGCCGCCCCACACCGCCCCCGGGGGGUUGGAGAAUCGCGGGAUGGACGAGGAGGCGGGGAGCUCCAGUGGGAGUGGGCACCGGGCCACCCAACCGCGGGUGACGCCGGGGUUGACGUCGCCCUUCGACACCAAAGAUCUGCCCGUUUAAUUGUGAAUUUUCCAUAAUUAAUUGAUUUUUUAUUCCGUUUAUUUGGAUUAAUUACCUAGAUUAAUUGAUUUAAUUAAUUGGAUUUAUUUAGUUGAUUUUUUGUAUAAUAACAAAUUAACUGAAUGAUUUUAAAUUAAUUAGAUUAAUUGAUUUGGAUUAAUUACCUAAAUUGAUUUUCAUUAACUGGAAUUUUUUGGUUGAUUUUUUAUUCAGUAGUGAAUCAACUGAAUAAUUUUGAUGAUUUAAAUUUGAUUAAUUUCGGUUAAUUGGCGUAAUUAACUGGGAGUUAAUUGGUGAAUUUAUAUUCCACUAUAUUCUCACUGUGAAGGGAAGCCGGUGCGAGAUGGGGAUGUUUUUUCAUGUGUUUUUUUCGUCUGCAUUGGGACUAGUCAAAAAUGAUUGUUGAUAUGGGAAAGCGCGAGCAGCUAUGGCAUAAUCUGGCAGUCUUAAUUGUUGCGAUUGAUGUACAGUGCGUAAAAGGAAUAAAUUGUCGUCA